Molecule: messenger RNA, 1884 nt
Organism: Trichoderma harzianum CBS 226.95
Lineage: Eukaryota; Fungi; Ascomycota; Sordariomycetes; Hypocreales; Hypocreaceae
Exons: 6
Coding region: 1-1884 (627 amino acids)
Biological process (GO): transmembrane transport
Molecular function (GO): transmembrane transporter activity
Source: RefSeq, a predicted model, not a curated record
AUGAAUUCCGAUGAUGCCCCUGGACUAGGCCGACGAUUGCUUGGUGGUGGGAAACACAGUGGGCAGAGGCCACUUACUAUACGCAGGCUGUGGGCGCUUAAAGACCUUGUCAACAAAGGAGAGCCUACCGAAGACUUGGACAUUCCACUGGCACCUUGGAGAAAGGGCACAAUCACCUUCGCUCUUGCUCUUGCGGGGUUCAUGGUCGGCAUAGAUCAAUCCAUCAUUGAGCCAGCAUUACCCACAAUCAUUGCUCAAUUCUCCUCUCUGCACGAUAUCGGUGCCUACACUUCCGCAUACCUUAUUCCGCAGUGUGUUCUGCAACCGGUUUGCAAUAGGCUGUAUUCAAUAUGUUCAUUCAGCUCGGUGUACCUUAGCUCGGUACUACUCUUUAUCCUUGGCUCUAUCGUUUGUGCUGUAUCUGAGAGUUCGCCAUCUUUCAUCUGCGGUCGAGCUCUCUCGGGGCUGGGGGCUGUAGGGUUGAGCGUAGGGGGGUUUCGUAUGCUGGCUUUGAUGCCAGCAGAAAAAGAGCAAAACGUAUCAAUGGGCGCCUUCUCUCUCAUCCUAGGAUCAAGCGUUGUGAUAGGGCCUAUUAUCGGUGGCGCUAUCACACAAUCUCAUCUUGGAUGGCACUGGCUAUUCUGGAUCAACCUCCCCAUAAUAGGUCUCGUCCUACUACUGGUUAUCGGAGUAACUUACACGGGCGGCCCCGACCUCAGAGGAGAAAAGUAUGGCUUGAAGUUUUGGGAGAAACUGAAGCUGCUUGACUGGCUUGGCACAAGUUUACUUGCUUUGGCCCUUGUACCUCUGAUCUUGGCCCUCGACUUUGGGCAGACAUACGGGUGGAAAAAUCCUCGAAGUGUAGUCAUGUUUGCUGUGUUCGGCGUGUCACUUGUAUUGCUGUUGCUACACCAAAGGAUAGCAAAGGAGGCAAUAUUCGAACGCGCCAUUCUUUUCAACAGAAGCGUGUGGACUACUACAGGCAUCUUUUUCUGCGCCUUGUCAUCGGUAUCCGUGAUUAUACUAUUCCUUCCAUUCCUUUUCCAGGUUAUCAAAGAUCUUGAUCCACGUACCAGUGGAUUUCUCUCGUUCCCUCUCGCAGGCACGCUCGCCAUCAGCACUUUCGCCUUCUCCAUUAUAUCUACCAAAAUUCCCUAUUUCAAUCCUCUAGCAAUUUGUGGAACCGUCAUCUUCUUGGUCUCGAAUGUCCUAUUUAUUGCUAUGAAGUCCAACUUUUCAGUUGCAGAGGUGGUUGGCUAUGAAAUAGUGGCCGGCUUUGGAAUGGGAAUGGCCUGGCUGGCAGAAAUUAUUUAUCCAAGAGCAGUUCUUGAUAAACACCAGCUGGCAACCGCGCUAGGAUAUUCUCGCAUGCUACAGCAGAUUGGGGCGGCCGUGGCUGUUCAAAUAUCUGCGGUUGCUUUCACCACUACCUUGACCCAUAACCUCGUCGGCCUCUCGCUUACACCUGAUGAGGUUUCAUCCCUCAAGGAAGGCAGUGGAAUAAAUAGCCAUUUAUCCCCUGGAGCAAAAGUUGCAGUCGCUAAGGCCUACAGCAAGGCUAUCAGAAUAGGUCUGGCGCCUUCGUUAGCAUGGGCAGGGUUGGCGCUGUUGUUUGCAUUGGCUCUGCCCUGGCCAAGACUGAACAACAGUACGAACAACAGCGAACAUAAAAAUGGUCGUGGUAGUGAUAAUGAUAAUGGUAGUGGUGUUGGAGAUGUUGCACUGUCAGUCAUAGUGCCCUCUACCGAAACCAGCUCCGUGAAAAACGACUACUCAGCGGUCAGUGGACCUGAGAGAAAUUUACUCGUCAGCCGCCUCAGUUUCGACUCUUUGCACAUGGUGGACCUGUAUGAUGAGAACGGCCGUUGGACGGGUGUUGUUUGA